Papaver somniferum (opium poppy) is the source of this 1185-nucleotide messenger RNA. RefSeq names its product bidirectional sugar transporter SWEET14-like. The transcript has 6 exons. Gene Ontology annotation, molecular function: sugar transmembrane transporter activity. The coding region runs from base 165 to 1049 and encodes 294 amino acids. Gene Ontology annotation, cellular component: membrane. Lineage: Eukaryota; Viridiplantae; Streptophyta; Magnoliopsida; Ranunculales; Papaveraceae. Gene Ontology annotation, biological process: carbohydrate transport. The record is from RefSeq and is a predicted model, not a curated record.
AACUUCAUAACCAACAACAACAACACCUUGUGAGAGAAGGAUAGGCAAACCCUGUGUUUUCUCUUGAUCAAUAUAGCUGGUUUUAGUACUUUGAGAUCAGUUUAGUGCUAGAGCUAGCUAUAUAGUUUCCAUUUCUUCAUCUUAAUUCCUCUCUCAGUGAAGAUAUGGGGUUGUUCGGUGUUCAAAGACCAUUGGUUCUUAUCUUUGGACUCUUAGGUAACUUCAUCUCACUAAUGACGUACCUUGCUCCAGUACCAACAUUUUACAGAAUUUACAAGAAAAAAACAGCAGAAGGGUACCAAUCUGUACCAUAUGUGGUUGCACUAUUCAGUUCAAUGUUGUGGAUAUACUAUGCAUUCAUCAAAACUGAUGCAACUUUUCUCAUCACCAUUAACUCGGUUGGAUGUGUCAUCGAGACUAUCUACAUCGCCAUGUACAUGGCAUAUGCAGCAAGGAAGGCUAGGGUCCAGACAGCUAAGCUUCUGCUGUUCUUGAAUUUGGGUGUAUUCUGUCUGAUUCUUCUUCUCACUCUCUUACUGACAAAGGGACCAAACCGUAUCAAGGUUCUGGGAUGGGUUUGUGUUGCCUUCUCUGUGUGUGUCUUUGCGGCUCCUUUAAGUAUCAUGAAAAAAGUUAUCAAGACAAAGAGUGUCGAAUUUAUGCCGUUCUACCUAUCGCUUUUCCUCACAGUGAGCGCCGUUGUGUGGUUCUCUUACGGCUUCCUACUCCACGACAUGUACAUUGCUCUACCGAACAUUCUGGGGUUCAUUUUUGGAAUAAGUCAGAUGAUACUGUACGCAAUAUACAGGGGAAGGAAGCAGCCAAAAAUCGUCGAAGAUGAGGUUAACAACGUAGUCGAGAUCAGUACUAUCAAUGCUUCUAAUGCUGCUACUCUCCUCAAUGUUGCUAAGCUGAAGGAGAUUCUUCCCGACGUACAGAUUAUUACUAUCAGCAAUGGUAAUAUCGAAGAUGUUCAAGAACAACUAGCUAAAGAAAAGAGCAUUCGCGGAGCAGUACUCUACCAGCCCCAAAACGUUGUUGAAGUGUGAUUCAACUACCUAUAUGUGAAAUGCAUGUCUGGUUUGUCAUGACAAAAUAUGGGUUGAUUUCCACAGUAGUCCUUCCCAUCUGCUAUCUUAUGUAUAAUUAAUUAAGGAUCUACUAGGGUUUACAUUCUUGUCUCUA